Lodderomyces orthopsilosis Co 90-125 is the source of this 1716-nucleotide messenger RNA. RefSeq names its product Ymx6 NADH dehydrogenase. The coding region runs from base 1 to 1716 and encodes 571 amino acids. The record is from RefSeq and is a predicted model, not a curated record. The transcript has a single exon. Gene Ontology annotation, molecular function: NADH dehydrogenase activity. Lineage: Eukaryota; Fungi; Ascomycota; Pichiomycetes; Serinales; Debaryomycetaceae.
AUGUUUAGCAGAAUUGCAACUAGGAGGUUUAUACCUACCCCCUUUAGUACAAGGUUAACUACCGGCACAAGACUUAAUCUAUCGGCACCACGUUUCACCAAGUCAUAUUCCACGGUGAAUCUGCCACUGCCACCACAUCCUACUUAUACUUCACUUGUUCUCAAUUUAUUCAAAUAUGCUCUUGGUGCUGGUGCGUUGGGAGCAGCCGGGUUUGUGGGUUUUGUUGGAUACAAGAUUUAUGCUGAAACUCAUCCUGGUAAACAAGAGCCACAAUCUCCCACUUUCUCCAGUGGUGAACGCAAAAAGACAUUGGUUCUUUUAGGUUCUGGAUGGGGAUCAGUCGCAUUAUUAAAGAAUUUGGAUACUACUUUAUACAAUGUGGUUUUAGUUUCACCAAGAAACUAUUUCUUAUUUACUCCGUUAUUACCUAGUGUGCCUACUGGGACUGUUGACAUGAAGUCCAUUAUUGAACCAGUUAGAGCAAUUACUAGGUUGUGUAAAGGACAAGUGGUGUAUUACGAAGCAGAAGCUGUUGAUAUUGACCCUGAAACAAACACAUUGAAGAUCCAACAAUCAACAACGGUACAUUCGGGUCAUUCAAAACAAAGUUCAGCAUCAACUAAAUCGGAGAAAAUUGGUGAUGGAAACAUCGAAUAUAUUAAUGCUACACUUCAAUACGAUUAUUUGGUUGUUGGAAUUGGUGCUCAACCAUCAACAUUUGGUUUACCAGGAGUUGCUCAACACUCAACCUUUGUUAAAGAAGUUGGUGAUUCAUUGAGGAUCAAAAAGACAUUGAUUGAUCUAGUUGAAGCAGCCAAUUUAUUACCAGAAAAUGAUAAAGAGCGUAAACGAUUAUUACAUGUUAUUGUAUGUGGUGGUGGUCCAACUGGUGUUGAAGCCGCUGGUGAAAUUCAAGAUUAUAUUGAUCAAGAUUUGAAAAAAUGGAUGCCUGAAGUUGCUAAAGAUUUAAAAGUAACUCUUAUUGAAUCGCAACCAAAAGUAUUACAUACAUUCAACCCUAAAUUGGUUGAAUAUACUAAUCAAGUUUUCCAAGAUACAAAUAUCAAUCUUGUUACGAGUGCUAGAAUCAAUUCAGUUGAUGAUAAAUAUUGUACUGUUUUCCAUAAACAAUCCAAAGAUACUGAGAUUGUUCCCUAUGGUAUGCUUAUAUGGGCCACUGGUAAUGCCACUAGAGACUUCACUCACGUAUUGAUGGACAAAGUAGAAGAACAAAAGAAUGCCAAACGUGGAUUCCUUGUUGACAAAUAUUUGAAAUUACAAGGAUCAUCAAACAUCUUUGCCUUGGGAGAUUGUACAUUUACCAAGUAUCCACCCACAGCACAAGUUGCUCAUCAACAAGGUGAAUACUUGGCCAAUUAUUUCGAUAAGUUACAAAAAUUAUCAAGCUUGAGGUACAAAAUUGAUCAUGAACAAAACCCAUCAGAAACAUUGAAAUCACGAGCUGUCAGAUUAGAAAAGAAUUUACCACAUUUCAUUUACAAUUAUCAAGGAUCAUUGGCUUAUAUUGGAAGUGAGAAAGCAGUGGCAGAUUUGGCUUGGGGCUCGUGGUCAAAUGUAUCGACUGGUGGUAAUUUGACUUAUUUGUUUUGGAGAUCAGCUUAUAUUUACAUGUGUCUUUCGGUAAAGAAUCAAAUCUUGAUUUGCAUUGAUUGGUUGAAGGUGUAUGCUUUUGGAAGAGAUUGCUCAAGGGAGUAG